UUCCUCGUCGAAGUGGAAGCAUUUGUGGGAUUGUGAGAUGGAGAAAAUGUUGAAAUUGGGCCCAAAAGAAAUGAAAGGUGAGAUCUGGGAUGAAAAGGGCUCUACUAAUAUUUUGGAAAUCCUAACUUCACACCAACAAGAUUCCAUCAACUCCAUUCAGUUUACAUGUAAUACAGACGGAGAAGUCUUUCUAGCUGAAACCCAUGGUGAACCCACGGGUAUGAAAUUUAAAACUGUGGCAUUUGAUUAUUCUAAUAAUGAGUACUUAACUUCGAUAAGCGGCGAGUAUGACAAUGGUAGAUUAGUGUCGAUUGUAUUUGGCACAAACAAAAAAAAGUACGGACCCUUUGGAAGAACCGGAAGCAAGUCGGAUGAAACUUCAUACGAUGACUUCUGCUUUGAAUUUGGACCAAGGAAUUGUUUUGGAGGCUUUCAUGGAAGCGUUUUUAAUGGAUGUGUGCAUGCUAUUGGAGUGUAUGUCAAACAAUAUACGUCAUACGCUGAUGAUGAGGAUUCGAUAUACCACCUUCUACACUAAACCAUAUGACGUGCUGGUGAUGGUAGUAUGUACGUCUUAAUUCUAUAUGUCUCUGUCCAUGUUUGGUUAUCUACAUGUGUGAACUUUUAAUCUUUAAUGGUACUUGUUCUAAUCAAACCAUUUUGCUACCUGGUACCUAUGUUUCCAUGUCUUGAAAGACAUUGUUAUUGUUAUUGUUAUAUUGUUAUUGUUA
Molecule: messenger RNA, 731 nt
Organism: Helianthus annuus (common sunflower)
Lineage: Eukaryota; Viridiplantae; Streptophyta; Magnoliopsida; Asterales; Asteraceae
Product: inactive protein RESTRICTED TEV MOVEMENT 1
Exons: 2
Coding region: 38-538 (166 amino acids)
Source: RefSeq, a predicted model, not a curated record